AUGUUCGGCGGCUGGUUGCUUGCACCAACCAUAUUGCUCAUAUUACUAUAUAGCUCUCUGUGCGUGAACCCCAACUGCUGCUACGCUUAUAAGUUACCCACGGGAAGAGUCAACACUCGGGUAUUUAACCCAUGUGUGCAAUUAAGACAAAGGAAAAGUUCCCUCGUUCGAGGGAACUACGAUGGUAGGAAUAAUUUCUUGGCAGCUAAAAGGACGGUUAGCAUUUCUUAUGGGGAUAUACUUGGGAGAGUUGACCUCUUGGGUUCCCCAUCGGGGCGGAGUAAAUCCCGUGGUUGGAAUACGGCACGUAGUUUUAGCGAAAGAGUAGCGGUGACACAGGCGAAGUGGCAGAUCGGGAACACCAACUGGGGAAGUGUGAGAAAAAAAAAAAAUACAUACCUGUUCCUGUUUAGGAGUGACUAUAGUGAAUACCCACCCACUGGGCGAAAGGCCAAGGGACGGAAUUCCGCCAUCUGUGCAAGACCUCCAAAAAAAGUCGAGCGCAACAGCAAGGAGGAAGCAAAUCCCACUGGGGACGGAGGAGUAGUUAAAAGUGAAAGCGUUACAGAUGCCGAAGUAAUAACUCCCCAGGGGGAAAACAACAAAAAGAGGAAGUACGCCAAAGUGAAAGACGAAAAAAAAAAAAAAGAAAAUUUGCCAAACGAUCAUGGAGAGCAGUUCACUGGGGUGGACACCUCUUUGGAGAAAAAGGAUGCGAAGCGGGCGAAAGGCGUGACAAAGCUUGGCAAUAAGGUAAUACGUGGUGAGACCAGUGAUCCGACGGAGGCAAUGAAAGAUGAUUCGUUUAGAAGAAGCACCAACCCAGUGAGGAGUAACCAAAGGAUUAAGAAUGAACCGGUGCACACCACUGAUCGUGCGAGUGCCCACGGCGUACAUGGACAAACCGUACCAGCGUCGUAUUACCAAAAGAGGGGAAACGAAAAGGGGGCAAGUUACAAAGACAACCAACAAAAGAGCGGCACAACCGAUGCAUACAGAUACCCCCUCCUAAAGGAGAGCCAUUCUAAAUUGAGAACCCCCGAGGGAGACACGCCCAGUGAAGACAACAUCGGGAAAACCUUCGAAGGGGAAGUAUACUCAGUCAGUCCGAAUGCAGUUCUAGUGAAAAUAAAAAAUACAAACCUUUUUGGAAUGCUGUUUAAAAAGAGAUGUAACUUUGGAGACGAUGUGGCAGAUCUAAAUGAGUACUUCAAACUGAAGCAGAAAAUUUUCGUAAAAGUUUUAGGAAUAAAUACAAAAAAAAAAUUGUACUACUUAGGGAACAUAAUUAAAUACAAUCCAGAUGUGGAGUUGAAAAAAGGAGACACGUCAAAGGGGUUGAUCACCAAGUUGUGCGAGGCGUACAUAUUUGUUAAGGUUCUGAAAAAUGGCAGCACUGGGUAUCUGCACAGGUCGAAAUUGUUUCCCCCAUUUGUACCACCUGUGGGGGAGAAGCAGACGGGGAGACAUAACCACAGGUGGAACGACUUAUUAAAAAGGACACAAUUCACACAGCUGUUUAAAAUAUGGGAUAUUAUAGACGUCGAAAUUUAUGAGAAGCCGGAUGAAAACUUUAAGUCCAAUUUUAUAUUAACCAUCCCGGAGGAGUCCAAGACGUUUGGUAAAGUGCUUGCCUAUUUUGACUCCCUGUCGGAGGGGCUUCCACAUGAAGGGGAAGUGAAUCAGGUAGGAGGUGACGCAUUAGUGAAUCAAGCAGGGGCGGACCUAUUAGUGAAUGAAGGGGGGAGUAUCCCGUUGGAGGAUCCCUCCGGUGGGGAUGCAGCAGACCACAGGAAGAGGAGAAGUAGAACAAGUCCAUCAAAGGAGGGACAUCAUACGGAUAAAACUCGUGAUGAACAGAGGAGCACCCCCCCCCGUGGGUACCCUUUUUUAAAAAAAAACAAAGAGGCACUCCAUAAGGAUAAAGCAUCCACGAAGGUGUGCCGGGUGCCCGAAAAUGCAAGCUUGUCCGUUUUUGCGAAAAUUACAAAAAUAUCUUUAUCCUCGUUGAAAAAAUUUUUUAUAAUUAACGAGAGUAGGGAGUACCAUUCGGGGCAUCCACUCAGUGCGGAUCAGAUGAAAAAAGCGAGUGAUCAUUUUAACGUCAGCUGUGUCAUCGACGUUGGUGGGGGCGACCUAGUGGAAGACGCCCAAAAGGUGGAAGCAAUUACCCAAGAUGUUUGCCCAACGGUGGAAAGCAGCGGUGGAGACAACGUGGGAGUUACUCUGGAAAGCUCCCCCGGGAAGGAAAACAACAACGAAAAGGAGGAAGUUCAAAACGGUGUGAAGGCAAACUCCAAUGGGGAAAUCAAAGUGGGGAUAAACAAUAGCCGUGUGGCAAACAAACCACGUAUUGCUUCCCCCACGGAGGAACCAACCGAGAAAAGUAAAAAGCGAAACAUUGUGGUUACCUUCAUCGGGCACAUCAACCACGGAAAAACGUCGCUCUUCGAUUAUAUAUGUAAAACGAAGGAGAGGGACAAGGAAAAGGGACUCAUAACCCAAAAUAUAAGAGCCUUCAAAGUGAAGUCGAAAAACAAUGAUUUCACAUUUACACUGAUUGAUACGCCAGGACAUGAAGCUUUUAUGCCCAUUCGAAGCAGAGGAGUGAAGAUAUCAGACCUGAGCAUUUUAGUAAUUUCCGGAGAGGAAGGAAUACAAGAACAGACAGUGGAAUGUAUAAAGCUGAUUAAAGAGCAUAACAUCCGAAUUGUAAUCGCAGUUACGAAGAUGGACUUGCCUAACGUAUCGGUGGAUAGAAUUGUUAACGACCUAGUGUAUCAUGAAAUAUAUACCGAAAUGAAUGGUGGAGAUGUGCAGGUGGUUCCUUGUUCGAUUUUCAAUGCUGAUACCAUGGAUAAGCUAGUAGAUGCAGUAUAUUUAGAGUCCGCAUUUUUGGAGUUACCAUUAGAGGAGAAUAAAAAUGGCCAGGGAGUUAUCCUAGAUUCUUACGUUGAUAAAAAUGGAAUCGUGUCCAUUAAUUUGGUCCAGAGUGGAACCCUCCGAGUGAAUGAUUAUUUCUACACAGGAUCAUCCUACGGAAAGGUGAAAAUGAUGAAGGAUCACCUGAACAAGAAGGUAAACUUUGCAUGCGCCUCCGACCCGGUCAUGGUGGUAGGUUAUGAGAAGAAUUCCGUGCCUGUUGCAGGAGACAGAUUUUAUGUCGUACAGAAUGAGGCAGUCGCGGAAGAAAUUGCGCAGCACCACAGGAGUGAAUUGCUGACUUCACAAAUGCGGGGGUUUAACUACGGGCCGGAGGAAGGAAGCCUGGAUCGCUACCGGGAGUACAUCAUUAAGGAGGACGCCGUUACUACCCCCCAUGAGGAACCAAAAAAGGAUGGUCAAAACAACCCAGGGUUUGAAAAAAACACAACGGAGGGAGACUCCCCCCAAAUGGAAGAUAACCCUGGAGAGACCCCCACAGAAGAAAGCAACAACGAAAGGGAGGAUAACACUUUUCGAGAAAAAGACCUCAAAACAGUGUAUGUGAAUUACUUCGUCAAAUGUGAUAAACAGGGGACGAUUGAUGUUUUAAAAAAUUGCCUCCAAAAGUUAGAGGUCAUGGAUACACUGCACCGAGUUAGAAACAAAAUUGUCUACUCCAGCAUCGGAGACAUAACCGCCAGUGACAUUACUUAUGCUCAAAGUUUCGACGCCAUUAUUAUUGGGUUUAACGUUAAGCUUUCAAAAAGUUGCCCCAAAAAUGUAAAACAUCUGUUGAACGCUGCAAAAUCCAGCAGCCGAAUUAUUUAUGUGAAUGUUUUGUACGAUCUGAUUGACCAGGUGGAAAAGGUAAUGAAGGAGAAACUGAGUUCCAAGCCGAAAGGCACAUACAAAGGGAAAGCAACCAUUUUAAAAGUUUUUAAUGUGUCUAAACUGGGCAAGGUGGCCGGGUGUGUGGUCAACAGUGGAACCGUUAACAAUCAGAACAAUGUGAGAAUUUUGAGGAACGACCAAGUUAUCCACAUUGGAAAGAUUGUAUCUCUUAAGAUUGGCAAGGAGGAGAAGGAGCAAGUUAAACAGGGCGAAGAGUGCGGCAUGGGCUUUGAGGACUUCGUGGAUUUUCUCCCGGGGGAUACGGUCGAGUCGUACGAGGAGUAG
Plasmodium coatneyi is the source of this 4101-nucleotide messenger RNA. RefSeq names its product MB2 protein. The transcript has a single exon. Lineage: Eukaryota; Apicomplexa; Aconoidasida; Haemosporida; Plasmodiidae. The record is from RefSeq and is a predicted model, not a curated record. Bases 1 to 4101 code for a protein of 1366 amino acids. Gene Ontology annotation, molecular function: GTP binding; nucleic acid binding; GTPase activity.